AGAUUCCGAACGCGCAAACAAUUACCAUGACGAAAAACAAAAAUAUUUAAAAAAAAAUACACAACAGCAGAGAGACGCUGUUCAAGUGACAGGAGGGAGGACAGAACACCGAUUUCCAAUCCCUCUCCCGACUUUUAUCUACCACCUUGGACGGAAUGGCAGCAAAUAAAGACGACUCAGACAUUGACGAUAUUCUCGCCAACGAGGAAGAGCUCGAGAAGGCUUUUUGUGUGCUGGCUGGAAGCGACCCAGAAAAAUGCUCUUAUUCCCGGGGCUAUGUGAAGAGACAGGCUGUGUUUGCUUGCAACACCUGCACACCCAGUGCUGCAGAGCCUGCAGGGAUCUGUCUGGCCUGUGCCAAUAAAUGCCACGAUGGACAUGAUAUCUUUGAACUGUAUACCAAAAGAAAUUUUCGCUGUGAUUGUGGAAAUAGCAAAUUUGGGGAAUUCGAGUGCCAACUAACUCCUGCCAAAGAUGAGGGAAAUGUCAGAAAUCACUACAAUCACAACUUCAGUGGCUGCUACUGCACGUGUGACCGGCCGUACCCAGACACAGACGACCAGGCCAACGAUGAGAUGAUUCAGUGUGUCAUCUGUGAGGAUUGGUUUCAUAGCAGGCACCUGGGCUGCACUAUAGUCGAACCUGAGGAGCUACAAGAGAUGGUAUGUGAGGCCUGCAUGAACAAGGUUCCUUUCUUAUGGACGUAUGCUGCUCACUUUGCAGUACCACCUGUGAUCAGCGUCAGUCAUCCUGAGGAGGAGGUAGAAGUCGAUGUCGAGGAAGGAGCAGAAAAGGAAGAAGCCUCUGAGCCCGGUCAAAGUGGGAAUGAGGAACCGUCUACCAGUGCUGAGCACACAAAGCAAGAAGAAGCGGCAAACAGGAGUUCCCCUUGCAAACGGACGCACGAGGAAAUGAGAGGCAGCCCUGCAAAGGCCACAACCAAAACUGAGACGUGCAGGCUGAAUGAGCUGCAGGCCCAGGGGCUGGAGAGGCUGAGACAAGGAGCGGUGUUCUGGCCUUACAGUUGGCGCUCCGAGCUCUGCACCUGUACAAGCUGCAAGAAAGCCUAUGUGGCUGCAGAGGUGCAGUUUCUCAUGGAUCAGUCUGACACCAUUCUGGCCUACGAGAACAAAGGCUUGGAUGAGCCGUUUGGGCAGCACCCGUUGAUGGCACUGACAAACUCGAUGGACCGUAUACAGCAGCUGGAGGUCAUUUACGGUUUCAAUGAGCUGACAACUUCGAUCACUGCUUUUUUAGACCAGUGUGUUGCUGAAAGAAAGACGGUCACAGUCGAAGCAGUACAUCAGUUCUUUGAGGAGCUGCGGGCUAGAAAAAGACGCAGAACCAAUACAGGAUACCAGUAACACAGAGGCCACGCUGCUGUCAUAUGGUGCUUUGAAUGUAUGUGUUACUUGGAAGAUCACCCUUUUCUCUGUUGAAUAAAGGGCUUCUUGCUGCAACCUAAUGCUUGAACAAUUGGUGCAAAGAGUACUGACUUGUAUUAAGGGUUACUUCUAGGGUGAAGGAUUGGGAGAUUGAGUUUUGAGGUUAGAGGUUCAUGUCCAUUUUUUAUUGAUUAUAAUGAUGCCUUAACAUUUUAGCUCAUAAUGAAAGUUUACUUGAAACAUUUAUGAACAAAAUAAAUUGUUUCAGCACUGUAUGCUUUAAAAAGAUUAAAUUGUCUGGCUAUAAUGUUGAGUGUACUUCACAUGUCCAGUAUGACACUUUGACUGAGCUAAAUGUCAGUAUGUUUAAAUUGUUAAGACAACUUGUUUGUAAAAGUGAUGUGAAUAAAUAUCACUGUUUUAUGUGGAUUCAUGUUCCAAAUAAACUGAGAUCAAAUGAA
Molecule: messenger RNA, 1846 nt
Organism: Siniperca chuatsi (mandarin fish)
Lineage: Eukaryota; Metazoa; Chordata; Actinopteri; Centrarchiformes; Sinipercidae
Product: putative E3 ubiquitin-protein ligase UBR7
Exons: 12
Coding region: 156-1364 (402 amino acids)
Cellular component (GO): cytoplasm
Molecular function (GO): ubiquitin protein ligase activity; zinc ion binding
Source: RefSeq, a predicted model, not a curated record